Molecule: messenger RNA, 669 nt
Organism: Neospora caninum
Lineage: Eukaryota; Apicomplexa; Conoidasida; Eucoccidiorida; Sarcocystidae
Exons: 1
Coding region: 1-669 (222 amino acids)
Source: RefSeq, a predicted model, not a curated record
AUGCGUGCAUUCGUCGUCCUCCUGCUCGCCCUAAGUUGGCGCCUUGGGGCAGAUUUCCUCGGACUGCAGGAAUCGGCCGUGCUUCUUCCGUGCUCAGCUGUGCGUCUCUUCAAGGCUGCUCAGUUGGUUAGUGGCCUAAUGGGUGCAGCGGGAGCGAUGCAAAACGCUGGAGGAGGCGACAUGCAGGCACUAGGUACACAGGCCGUUCAGGCUACAACCAAUCAAUCCAUGCAAGGUCUACAGUCAGAGGUGGCCAAGACAAAGAAGGGCGAAGAUGAUGAGGAUGAAGGUGACGACGGAAGGAAACAGGCCGCACACAUCGUGAGAACUGUAGGGGGCGUUGCGACACAGCUUGCGGAAGGAUUUGGACUUGGUGCGCUCGUUGGUGGCGCAACAAACCUCAUAGCGGGUGCUGUCGCAGGCAAACCUAAGGGAUCGAAAUCUGAGAGCAAGGACGACGACGAUGAGGAUGACGACGAUAAGAAGUCGAAGGAAGAGAAGGGAGACGAUGAUGACGAUGACGACGAUAAGAAGUCGAAGAAAAGGAAGGGAGACGAUGAUGAUGACGAUGACGAUGACAAGAAGAAAAGGAAGGGCGACGAUGAUGAUGACGAUGACGACGGUAAGAAGUCGAAAAAAAAGAAGAGAGACGAUGAUGACGAUGAAUAG